AUGAUUUCAGUAAGAAGUGGUUUGGCUGCUGCUGAAGGCCAUUGCCUCAAUAUCUUUGGCAAUUGCAGAAGAGACACCUGCAGAACUGUGGAGGAGGAGAUCGGUGCCUGUCGGAGAAGGUGGAAAUGCUGUAGAAAAUGGUGGGUUCUUCAACCAGUUCCAACGCCAGUGGUCAAUUCAGACUAUCAAGAACCCCUUAGGCCUAGAUUGAAAUGA
This is a messenger RNA of Choloepus didactylus (southern two-toed sloth), 216 nucleotides long. It is a transcript of the gene DEFB109B, whose product is annotated as defensin beta 109B. The coding region runs from base 1 to 216 and encodes 71 amino acids. Gene Ontology annotation, biological process: cell chemotaxis; defense response to bacterium. Gene Ontology annotation, molecular function: CCR6 chemokine receptor binding; chemoattractant activity. The transcript is spliced from 2 exons. NCBI's taxonomy places the organism in Eukaryota, Metazoa, Chordata, Mammalia, Pilosa, Megalonychidae. The record is from RefSeq and is a predicted model, not a curated record.